GUGAAAGCUAUGGCUCGACGGAUGAUAAAGGAAAGAGGCGUGGAAAAUGUGAAUCUUGAAAUGUUAUACGAUGAGCUGAAACAACCAGCGCGGCGACUGGUUUCCGAAGAUGCGAAGAAGGAGCUGUAUCUGAUUGUAAGAGAUUGGGUCGCUCAGCGAUGUGAUGUGGAAUUAUAA
Molecule: messenger RNA, 177 nt
Organism: Strongylus vulgaris
Lineage: Eukaryota; Metazoa; Nematoda; Chromadorea; Rhabditida; Strongylidae
Source: the annotation of a GenBank genome assembly